Psylliodes chrysocephalus is the source of this 1356-nucleotide messenger RNA. The record is from the annotation of a GenBank genome assembly. Lineage: Eukaryota; Metazoa; Arthropoda; Insecta; Coleoptera; Chrysomelidae.
GGUAUUGCUGUUUGUAAUGUCAACAAGAUUAGUAAAACAAAAGCGCAUUCUUUUGCAGAAUAUCUUCAUUCGAAUUUCCCUCUUGUCAGGGAAACAUUUAAAGAAAAAUCUGACCUCUUAAAUGCCAUAAAGCUCCUAGCAAAUCUUUAUGAUUUAAAUAUCAGUGACAGCAUUGUCGAAGCAACGUUACAAGAAUUGUUGGAAAAAUACGAUAACUUAACCAAAAGCUAUGAUCCUACCGAAAGACUUAUACAAUUGGCACCGACCUGUCAGGACGUGUUGCUAAAAUGCAAAUGGGGAGGCAUCGAAUACGAUUGCCAUGAAAUAAUUUUUUCUAGGAUAACGUUUGAUGGUAUCUGUUGUAUUUUCAACUAUAUACGACCAAUAGGCAGACCUAAAGUGUUCAAAAAAUUGAACAAAAACAACAAUUUGCCAUUCGAAGCACGAAAUGGGAUGGGUUCAGGUCCGAAAAAAGGACUGCAGUUAGUAAUGAAAGACACUUCGGACGAUUAUUUUGUAACUACUACCGAUAUCAGAGGAUACGUCGUAUCCAUUUUCAACCCUAUGGAUUUUCCUGAUAAAAAUAGCGGUUCUUUGUCGGAAGUUAUGGCAAACGUGGGCACAGAAGUAUUUAUCGGUAUAAAAGUUUCUAUAACGAAUCCCAAUAAGGCUAUUCGAAUAUUGCCAACAAGGAUGAGAAAAUGUAUUUUCCACGACGAGCUUCAUACCGAUUUUGGAAAUUACAGGCACAGCGAUUGUUUGGCAUCAUGUAAAAUGCAUGCAAUGAAAAUGUUAUGCCAAUGUAUUCCCUUUUCCCAACCUGUAGAUGAUUAUAAUUACUGUACAUUGACUGAUUUACCUUGUUUGUCAAAUUUCUACAGAAAAUGGACCAGUUAUUAUCCAGAAAAUGAAGACUCUCCAGCAUUAAAUUUUGAGAGGGAGAAUUCUAUCGAUUGUAGACAUUGUUUUUCAGUCUGUAAAGAUCAAACUUAUUUCGUAUCAGUAGAUGUUUUACCGAUAGCAAUAAAUCCCACGAACAUCACCUACGUGAAUGUAUUUUUUGAACGAUCUUUCGGAGAUUCUUUAAAGAUUGAUUUGGUGCAAUAUUGGUACGAAUUAGUCAGUAGUUGUGGAGGAUUCAUUUCAUUAUUAAUGGGUCUCAGUUUUAUAAGUUUUGCAGAAAUGUUUGUGUUGAUGUAUAAGUUAGUGGUUUUUUGUUUGCGCAAAAGAAAACAAUCUAAGAUCUUUGGUGUUGUUACGAUAGUAAAACAGACAGGGGCAGCGGUUGUGCCCACUACCAAUAAUAAAUCAAAAGCAGAGUUGUAUAGAAACAAUUAUGUUAAUUUUUUCUAUUAA